Phasianus colchicus (ring-necked pheasant) is the source of this 5140-nucleotide messenger RNA. RefSeq names its product DEAD-box helicase 46 (gene DDX46). The record is from RefSeq and is a predicted model, not a curated record. Lineage: Eukaryota; Metazoa; Chordata; Aves; Galliformes; Phasianidae. Gene Ontology annotation, molecular function: RNA helicase activity; ATP binding; nucleic acid binding.
CCGCACCGCCGCGGACAGGAAGUGCCGCGGGCCGCUUCCCGCCGCGCUGCCGCCUCGCCUCGUCGUUCCGGGUGCUGGGGCUCCGGAUGGCCGCCGCCUCGUAGCGCGGAGCUCGCACCGCCGUCGCCGCCAUGGGCCGGGAGUCCAGGCAUUAUCGGAAGCGCUCUGCGUCGCGGGGACGCUCUGGGAGCCGCUCUAGAAGUCGUUCUCCAUCUGACAAAAGAAAACGUGAGGACAGGCGCUCCAGGAGCAGAGAUCGGGAUCGCAGACGGGAGCGGUCGCGCAGCAGGGACAAGAGGAGAUCUCGUUCACGUGACAGGAAGCGCCAGAGACGUUCAAGGAGUAGAGAAAGGGAACGGAGUCGGGAGAGAAGAAGAUCGCGGAGCCGAGAGAGAAGGCGCUCCAGGAGCAGAAGUAGAGGCAGACGGUCUCGAUCCCCCAGUCCGAGCAAGAACAGGAAGACAGAAAACAGAUCAAGAUCUAAAGAAAGGACAGAAGGUGUGGAAGUUUCCAAAGAAAAGAAAAAAGAGAAAGAUGACAAGGAAGAAGAGAAAGAUAAAGAUGCCAGUGCAUCUACUGUGGCCACUGAGAAUUUUGAUCAGAACAAACUAGAAGAAGAAAUGAGAAAACGAAAAGAAAGAGUGGAGAAGUGGAGGGAAGAGCAACGCAAGAAGGCUAUGGAGAACAUUGGAGAACUGAAAAAAGAAAUUGAGGAGAUGAAACAGGGAAAAAAAUGGAGUUUGGAAGAUGAUGAUGAUGACGAUGAGGAAACUGCAGAAGGAGAAAAGGAAGGUGAUGAGGUUGAAGAUGAAGAGUUAGAUCCUUUGGAUGCUUAUAUGGAAGAAGUAAAAGAAGAGGUCAAGAAGUUCAAUAUGAGAAGUGUGAAGGGUGGAGGUGGCAGUGAAAAGAAAUCUGGACCAACUGUUACCAAAGUAGUAACCGUGGUGACAACCAAAAAGGCAGUUGUAGAGACAGAAAAGAAGAAAGGGGAACUCAUGGAGAAUGACCAAGAUGCAAUGGAGUAUUCUUCAGAAGAAGAGGAAGUUGAUCUUCAGACUGCCUUAACUGGCUAUCAGACCAAGCAGAGAAAGCUGCUAGAACCAGUGGAUCAUGGAAAAAUAGAAUAUGAGCCCUUCAGGAAAAACUUCUAUGUUGAAGUACCUGAACUAGCUAAAAUGACACAAGAGGAGGUGAAUGUGUACCGACUGGAGAUGGAGGGAAUAACAGUCAAGGGAAAAGGCUGCCCCAAACCAAUAAAAACCUGGGUACAGUGUGGUAUUUCCAUGAAGAUUCUUACUGCUCUCAAAAAACACGGCUAUGAGAAACCCACACCCAUUCAGAGCCAAGCUAUCCCAGCAAUUAUGAAUGGUCGCGACUUGAUUGGCAUUGCUAAAACAGGAAGUGGAAAAACUAUCGCAUUUCUGUUGCCCAUGUUCAGACAUAUUAUGGAUCAGAGAGCUUUAGAAGAAGGAGAAGGUCCCAUAGCUGUCAUUAUGACACCUACUCGUGAGUUGGCCUUGCAGAUUACCAAGGAGUGUAAGAAGUUCUCAAAGACCCUUGGACUUCGAGUUGUUUGUGUUUAUGGAGGAACAGGAAUUAGUGAACAGAUAGCUGAACUCAAAAGAGGUGCUGAAAUUAUUGUUUGCACACCUGGACGUAUGAUUGACAUGUUAGCAGCUAACAAUGGUCGGGUGACAAAUCUCCGCAGAGUCACAUAUGUUGUCCUUGAUGAAGCAGACAGAAUGUUUGACAUGGGUUUUGAGCCUCAGGUUAUGCGCAUUGUAGACAACGUCAGGCCUGACCGUCAGACUGUCAUGUUCUCUGCUACUUUUCCCAGAGCUAUGGAGGCAUUAGCUCGGAGAAUCCUAAGUAAACCCAUAGAAGUGCAGGUUGGAGGCAGAAGUGUUGUCUGUUCUGAUGUGGAGCAGCAUGUUAUUGUGAUUGAAGAGGAGAAUAAGUUCUUAAAGCUACUAGAGCUACUGGGACAUUAUCAGGAGAAAGGAUCAGUUAUCAUAUUUGUGGACAAACAAGAACACGCUGAUGGGUUGUUGAAAGAUUUAAUGAGAGCUUCUUAUCCCUGCUUGUCUCUUCAUGGAGGCAUUGAUCAGUAUGACAGGGACAGCAUAAUUAAUGAUUUCAAGAAUGGAACUUGCAAACUUCUGGUGGCCACAUCUGUAGCAGCAAGGGGUUUGGAUGUAAAACAAUUGAUGCUAGUGGUCAAUUAUAGUUGUCCCAACCAUUAUGAAGAUUAUGUGCACCGAGCAGGCCGAACUGGACGAGCUGGUAAUAAAGGAUUUGCAUAUACGUUCAUUACUGAGGAUCAGGCACGGUAUGCUGGUGAUAUCAUUAAGGCUUUGGAAUUAUCUGGGAAUCCAAUUCCUGCUGAUUUAGAGAAGCUCUGGUCUGACUUCAAAGAACAACAGAAGGCUGAGGGAAAGCUGAUUAAAAAAAGCAGUGGAUUCUCUGGCAAAGGCUUUAAAUUCGAUGAAACAGAACAGGCCUUGGCUAAUGAGAGAAAGAAGCUACAGAAAGCAGCUCUUGGCUUGCAAGAUUCAGAUGAUGAAGAUACAGCUGUUGAUAUUGAUGAACAAAUUGAAAGCAUGUUCAAUUCAAAGAAAAGAGUAAAAGACAUGGGAACACCAGGAUCAUCAAACGCUCCUACGCCAUCAGCUGGUAAUGCAGAAAAACUGGAAAUUGCUAAAAGAUUGGCUUUGAGAAUCAAUGCCCAGAAGAAUCUCGGAGCAGAGGCACAAGUAUUUGUCCCCUUCCAUUUUAAGGAUGUGAUGCAGCAGGCUACAAACGCUAUCCUUAGGGGAGGCACAAUUCAAGCUCCUACAGUAUCUGCUAAGACCAUUGCAGAGCAAUUGGCUGAAAAAAUCAAUGCUAAGCUGAAUUAUGUACCUAUAGAGAAGCAGGAGGAAGAGAAACAGGAUGGUGGACAGAAUGAAUCUUUUAAGAGAUAUGAAGAAGAAUUAGAAAUCAACGACUUCCCACAGACUGCCAGAUGGAAAGUUACCUCCAAAGAAGCACUACAGAGAAUCAGUGAAUAUUCUGAAGCUGCUAUUACAAUCAGAGGAACUUAUUUCCCUCCAGGCAAAGAACCCAAGGAAGGAGAGCGAAAGAUUUAUUUGGCUAUAGAGAGUGCCAAUGAAUUGGCUGUACAGAAAGCAAAGGCAGAAAUCACACGACUUAUAAAAGAGGAGCUUAUUAGAUUGCAAAAUUCAUACCAACCAACCAACAAAGGAAGAUACAAAGUUCUAUGAGUACUUGGAGCAAUCUGUCUGCUGGUGGCUGACAUUUUAUAACAGAAAAUUGAUAUUUGCUGAGACAUCUUAAUUCUUUCCACUAAAGUUAGCAGUCUCAAAGCAGACCAGUUUUGGCGAAGCAUGACUUAAUUUAAAAGUGCAGUUUAUAUACUUUACACCAUAAAGAAUAUAAAAUAAAAUGAUUUUAAUUUUCCUGGCAGGCUAUACUGUUAAGUAAAUUAAACAGUGUUGGGAUUUGUGUUGGAAAUUGUUAGAAUGUACCUGCUUCAUAUUGUGGGGAAGAUUCACACCAUAUCAGUUUAUACUGGAAUAAUGAUAAAACACAAAAAUAAAGGCAGGAUUUUCUCCUGAUUGAUCCAUAGCAUCUCUCUGGCUGGUUCCACACACAGGAAUUCUCUCUACAAAUGUCCUUCUAAUGUCAGAGAGAAUUUUAUCCAGAAAUACUUGGUCUAGUUUUAAAAUCUUCUCAUCCUUUUUGUUUCCCAUUUUGUCCUUAUGAUCCAGGUAACAGAAUAACUCUUCGGUGUUCUUUUUUCUUUUCUUUUUUUCCUUUUUUUUUCUUUUUUUGUAAAGUGAAAUGUUUUGUAGUAUGAAAAUAGUUUCCAUGGUUUUUUUCUAAACAUCAGAAUUUUAGGAUUAUAUUUUUUUCCUCAUUCUCUGUCAUAGGAAUGAAAGACUGUUUCAUUUAAAAAGAAAUACUCAGAGGAAGAAAAAAAGAGAAGCCUCUUUUGUAAUGAAUAUAUGACUGUCACAUUUUUUUACAGUGUUCUUAUAUAUGCAUUUAAUGUGAUUGUCCUUGGGGUUGUUGUCUUUAUUACUGUUAGGCUUUAAGUAAAAAUUGAUAACAGUAUUUAUGAAUUGGAUCCACGGAUUUUGACUAUCGUUGCAGUAAGUAAGCUACCACAUUACUGGGACAGGAAAGAAUUUUUUUUUUUUUGGAGGUCUCAUCCACAUAAUCAUUAGUAUUUGUGAUGGACUCCUUACUCUAAUCGUUUAGCUUUCCUGACUCUACUUAUUUGCAGCAUAAACAGCAGUAAUUGAACCAUCUUGUUCUGGCAGCUGCACGACUUUGGAGAUGAUGACUUUCAAAAGGACUUUUGUAGAAAGCUUUUCUUAGCUGACACUGAGAAGAAAUGUGUCAUUUUAAAGUAGCUGUGUAUAUACUGCUUUAACUCUGGUGAAGACAAAUCAUACAAUCUGCAUCAUAGCUGUACAGAUUUACAACUUUGGUUUCCAAUCUUCAGGUAAUUUAAAUGGCCAUUUCCAUUUAUUUACAAUUGUCUGUUAUUCUCAUGUCUGUGUCUUACUUUCAAUACAGGAGAGGGAAGUAAUGAUGAUAUUAACAGCAUACAUUCAGUAUAAAAACACCCAUAAUGUAAUACUUUCCAAUGUUAAUCCAGUAAGUCCUUGGGUAGAACAAAGAGAAGCACACAGUAAUGCAUUUCAAAAUUUAAAAGAGAAAUCUCAAGCUAAAAAUUUAUGGUUUCCUUUAAGUACAUCAGGUUUCUUUCUGUUAAAAAGUGGAUGUUGAUAUGUUUCAUACAACUUUGUGCAAUUGUUUCACCUUCUGACACUGUUUUCCAAGAAGAGUAACAUAUUUUGAUGUAUUUCAUGGAGAGCACUUUCAAGUUCGGACAGUCGGACAUUUCUUUAAAAAUCUUGUUUCAGAAUGUUCAGAUAUAUAUUGGUAUCUCCUAAAAACAAACAAACAGAAGGGCACGAAGGAAACAUUCUUGUGAUUUCCAGCUUUGCUCUGUUGGAUUUCAGAGCUGAAACAAUGUCUAGUCUUUAAACUUCCUGGGGUUUUUAAAUGCAAUGUCAAUAUUCCUAUGUUUUUUAAAUUCCAGCAAAAAAUAAAAAACAAUUUCAAUGUA